AUGUUUCGGGAAAUGGUGAAACUUUGGGACCUUUGCAAAAUUAUACUGACGGUAGCAGCCAAGCAAGUGUUGGGUUUGAAAGUGGACACUGGAAGUGGUCCAGUUAAGCCAGUUGUAACCGAAACCUCGAAAACUGGAGCUCCAAUCAAAGCGCAGGUGUUGAAGUAUACGUUUGAGAAACAAGUUUCGAGGACAGAGGUCAUAAAUCGGACUAGAGCGCUCGUGAAGAAGGUGCUUUCAGUGGAAUCCACAGAGUCGAAACUGCUUCGUGUUCAAGAACUAAGCUCGCAUAUCAUUCAAUUUCCUCCGACGAGAAUAAUUGCCGCUCAAACAGUAAGAUCAACUGACACUGACGCGGCUCUUCGAGCCGAAGCCCGACAGUGCCUUACACUUUGCGGUUGUCAACCAGCGGUGAAAAGUCGAGGCGUAAACAUUUUAAGUAUCGAUGGGGGAGGUACUCGGGGAAUGAUGGGUCUUGAAGUUCUUGAGCAACUGGAAAAAGUUACAGAAAAGAAGAUUUGUGAGUUAUUUGAUUACGUGGUUGGUGUAAGUACUGGUGGAAUCAUCGCUAGUCUGUUGGUGGGAAAAGGAUAUAGCGUCAAUGAGUGUCGCGCUAUAUAUGUAGACGUCUCGAGAAGGCUAUUCUCGCAAAAUCGCUUCACUGGUGUUAGCGGAGUUGUGCUCAAUCAUUCAUACUAUGAUACGAAGAAAUGGGUCAAGAUACUCAAAGAAAUCAUUGGAGAAGAAUUAACACUUAUUGAAACAAGCAAAGAAUGUGUGCCACGACUUAGUAUCGUAGCUGCCGUUGUCAACUCACCUCCUUAUGUCUUUCGAAAUUACGAACCACCUGCGGGUCGAGAUUCACACUAUCGCGGUAGUACUGGGCACUUUUUGUGGCAGGCUAUUCAAGCCUCUGCUGCGGCGCCGUUAUAUUUCGAGGAAGUUAAACUUGGACACUUUCUUUUGCAAGAUGGCGGAAUAAUCGCUAAUAACCCAACAGCUAUUGGGAUACAUGAGGCGAAACUAUUAUGGCCUGAGGAACGACUACAUUGCGUAGUGUCUGUUGGAAAUGGGCGAUCGGUGUGCGAUCUGGAACAGGAGUCGAACGAUUCAUCACCGUCUACUCUAAGUUCACUGCAGAAGUUUAAUCGAAUAGUUGACAGCGCUACGAAUACAGAAGCAGUACACAUGUGUAUGCAUGACUUACUUGACCAGAAUGUCUAUUUCAGGUUGAACCCGUAUAUGACGGCUCCUUAUGGCCUUGAUGAGAUUGAUCCUAAGAAACUUAAACAAAUGCAAAAUGAUGCAAAGCUUUACGUGAGACGCAAUAUGUCGAAAAUCGAGGAGGCUUCAGCUAGGCUACUCCAGGUGGAGUUAGAAAUUUCGAAGACUAAAUUGGGAUAG
Molecule: messenger RNA, 1404 nt
Organism: Angiostrongylus costaricensis
Lineage: Eukaryota; Metazoa; Nematoda; Chromadorea; Rhabditida; Metastrongylidae
Source: the annotation of a GenBank genome assembly